Messenger RNA from Trametes versicolor FP-101664 SS1, 4240 nucleotides. RefSeq lists its product as uncharacterized. Lineage: Eukaryota; Fungi; Basidiomycota; Agaricomycetes; Polyporales; Polyporaceae. The record is from RefSeq and is a predicted model, not a curated record. The transcript has 15 exons. The coding region runs from base 139 to 3903 and encodes 1254 amino acids. Gene Ontology annotation, cellular component: anaphase-promoting complex; nuclear periphery. Gene Ontology annotation, molecular function: DNA-binding transcription factor activity. Gene Ontology annotation, biological process: positive regulation of mitotic metaphase/anaphase transition; regulation of DNA-templated transcription; protein K11-linked ubiquitination.
GCUACGACAAUCGCGCCUGUGGCCACCAUCUCCUUGCCGAAUCCCGGGCGCAUAUUGCGUACAUCAUGGUGCCCUGACAAAGAUCUUGUGGCCGUUCUGUCUAGGUUUGCACACCAAGAGAAGCUUGGUCUUUGGAAGAUGUCGGGUUCGAAGAAGUGGGAGGUCGACCUGCCCGGUAAUGCCGACUACAAGGUGGACCAUAUUGUCGACAUCGCCUGGAGUCCCGAUGUACAAACCCUUGCAGUGGUCUCCAACCCGGGCAUGAUCACCAUCCAUUCAAUACAAAACGGCACGGUGGAGCGCGCAAUACCUAUAGCUCUACCGGACCGUACUUUCCGAGUCACCGGUACGUGGUGGUUCCGCGAAGAAAAGAAAUCUGGAGGCCAAGGCCUCCCAGAGGUCUUCAAGCGCGGCGACAUCAUAACAGGCUCCGCUCACUCCAUUUUGCGAAACCUGCCCCUGUUGGAUGCUAUACAGGAUGAGUCCAAGCCCCUUACUUCAAACGAGCUCUUCGCCUUCCACGGCGCACGAAAUCGGGCGACGCAGGCACCCAAGGUGCCCCCCGUCAUCACAGCGUGGCCGAGCCUCCCCACAGACCUUGCCGCGGCCUCCAUCGCGUCGAAUAAGCCCGACGCUGCGCAGCCCUUUCCAGAAGCAGAGGACGAAGCAGACGAGACGAACGUGAACAGCAUUCUCGCCGUCGCGGACAACCUAGGCAACGUGCAUCUCUUCCUGGAGGGAAGCUACCCGCUCGGCUAUGUACGCAUCGGGCAUGCUGCGUCUCCUCGUUCCCUCUACAAGCUGCGUGAAUACCUGUUUGCGCAUCCUGGGCCGGCGUCGGAUCUGGACUCGCCUGCCGUUCCCCUGCGUCCUGUGGUUCUCAAGCUGUCCUAUUUGACAGGUAGGCAUUACAGGGACGUCGCCAGGGUGUCGUCAUCGGCGCGGGAACUAGUGUGGUAUGCCAUGCGGGUGGUCAAGGAUAUGCGUAACACGUGGUUUGGCUCCGAGACGAACCCCGGUGCACGAGAACUGGGGAAAAAAUGGGUGCAAGCACUGGAAGAAAGACAAUGCAACGAAUUCGGCCACGAGGAUCCGUAUCCGCUGCUGGACCUGACCUGUUUAUUGACCACCGGCCGCACCUCCGAGGCGCUCCUGGACUAUCUGGGCAGCGGUGAGCACAUGAGCGAACGGAGCAUUCAAAGGUGGGAAGUGACAAUGACGGAGGCUCUGGUCAAGCUGCGAGAUCUAGCAGAGAAACGCGUCGCACCCGCCUGCCAGCGUUUGCGGCUGCUCCUGCAGGAGGUGCAAGGCUGGGCUGCUUUACCCCAAUAUGCCGUCUGUAGCUUCAACCCAAGUGAGAUCGAACGCUGUCUAGACAACACGACACGCGGCAUCGUCCUCUGUGCGUGGCUCGCCGCCGGGGCGCGCAAAGAGCUCAUCCGCUUCAAGGAGUUCAUGAAGUGGGUCCGGUACGAGAUCGCCCGGGUGAACGCGGCCGAGAACCAGCAGCCGCGGCCGACGCACGACAUCCUCGAGGUGAACGACUACCUCACGUCCGGGCUCGUCGUGAGCCCGCUCGACAAGUGGUUCAUGGGCCCCGCGCCGCGGUUCGCGCCCGAGAGUCUAGCCGUGCAAACUACGACCGUCGGCGCCGCGCUCCGCAAAGCACGCGCCGCACUAAACCGCUGGGACCAGACCGUGCACGAAGAUGUGAAACACCGGGAGCUCGCGCAUGUCGAACGCAACGUCGACGCGCUGCUGCAGAACCUCGCGGCGGGCUGCCAGAAGAUCUUCGACGAGGCGUCCAAGGCGACCGCACGCUCGGCCGUGCUCGUGGCCGGCUCUGUCGACGCCGUGCCAGCAACGGCGACGGCGGAAGCAGAGGCAGUGGCAGUGGCAGCAGCAGGGAAGGAAGAGGGCCCGCGAUCAGCUAGCGCCGCACCCCUGAUACGAGAGCGCACGGCGGACAAUUUUAUGCAGUACCUUGCAAUCAGGCCUCCGCAUGACGGCGGGCGGUCGUACCUGUGCGUGGCCCGCCUGCAGCAGGGCCUCGGCGUCGCGGACGGCGUGCCGACGGUAGAGGUUGCCGCGCUGGAGUGCUGUGCUCCGGCGGAGGGAAGCGAGGACGCGCCUGCGCCGUUCGCGGUCCUCGACGUCGACUUCUUCGACGAGGAGCUGCUCGUGGUCGUCUACCGGCCGCGGGAUGGGGAAGCAGCAGCCUGUGUCGCGACGGUCGGCUAUGCGAAUUUAAUCUACCACCCGAUCCCGGCCCCCCACGCGUACGUAACCGGCACGACUCGAGAAUGGCUGAUGGGCGCGGUGCGCGCGGCGCUCGCGAGCGGAGAGCUUCCGUCGGCUGGGGCGAGCCCGAUCAUCCAGAGCCGGGCGCUGAAGGGGUGCAGGGAGGGGGGCGUGACACUGGCGGUGAACGGGCGUGCUGGGCGGCGCGUGUCGUGCGUUCUGGACGGGACGGGUCUGGCGACCGGCUCAGACGGCGACGGCUCCUCCUCCCGCGUCUCCGACGCCGCCCUCAGAAAGAAAAAGAACGCAGACGCACAGGCCGCCUUCCGCGCGCGCCGCGCCAACUAUAUCGCCACUCUCGAGGAGACAGUCACCAACCUAGAGUCCGUCGUCCUCCAGCUCCAGGACUCAUGCCGCGCCCUCGACACCCAGCUCCAGGAGUCCCGCCAGGAGGCGAGCCGCUACAGGACCGAGCUCGACCACAAGGAGAGCAUGAUCAGGAUGUACGAGCAGCAGCAGAAGAAGGUCGAUCGCGAGCCCCAAGACGACUACCCCAUCUCCUCCUACCCACCCGUCCGCACCCCGCCCGUUAUGGCCUCCUCCAUGUCCGCCGGCCCUGCGAGCCACUACGGCGAUGACGGCAUGCGCUACUCCUCUGGCAGCACCUCUGCCCCCUCGAUGAACGGCUCUUCCUAUCACAACCCAAACGGCCAGGACUACCCCCAACGCUCGCCCGCGAUGAGCUACGUGAGCGUCCCCGGCACCGGCAGCUCAGAACCGCGCUCGAUGGAUCCCCACAGCAGAAUGCCCCGAUACGACCCGUACGCGCCCUACCCGAUCGACACCUCUGGCCGUGACGGUAAUUGGGUGAGCCACCCCGGCACAGCCGUCAGCGACCCCGGCUCGAUGGACAACGGCAGCGCGACCCACUCACCUACCUUCGUCGAGUCACCCACGCUCACCGCAUCCGACCUUUCCUAUUCCUCGCGCUACAACAUCGUUGACGAUCAAAAGGUUCCACUCACGCCCUCAUACAUGUUUGCGCCUAGCCGCUCCCUCUCGCCUGCUGCGUCCACGCCCUCUUCCACAUCAUCUACCUCGCUCGCGCCCGCCUCCUACCCAUUCACGUUUCCCGAGGGCACCGCUCUCCAGGAACGCCCCGAGUUCUACCGCCGCCAGCCCGAGCUCACCCUCCACGGCGGGACCGCCGACAUCUCCUCCAUCGUGCGCAUGAGCGGCCGCACCGCGCCCCCCUCCUCCUCAUCCGCGUCCGCCUCGGGGCUCUCGCCAUCCGCAGACCGCCCCUCGCUCGUGCAGGCGCCGUCGCCGUACUCGCGCGCAGACAACGGCUCGCACGAGCGCGAGAGCGACGGCGAGUCGUCCUCGUACACGUACUCGUCGCGCGCGCGCACGCGCCCCGCGAGCGUGUCGCGCGGGUCGCGCUCGCCUUCGCCCGGGCCGGCGCCGAUAUGCGGCACGCUCGCGGUGAUCAAGGCGCAGGCGUUCGGCGCGCUCCGCCGCACGCGCGGGCGGAGCAAGAAGACGACGGAGGGCGCGGCGAAGGCCGCCGUCGAGGCGCUCGCCGCGCGCGGCAUCGGCGUCGUCGGGAACCCCGCGAAGCGGCCGCGCCUGCACGACAGCGACGGGGAUCUGCGGAUUUGAAUGCGUGCCCCGUCCCGUCUGUCCGUCCGUCCAUCCGUCUGCCUGCUGUCUGCUUGUCCUGUCUCGCCCGCCGUCCGUACUGACCGACCGAUUGAUUGACCGAUUGAACGACCGACUAUGGCAUGCAAUGCAACAUGUAGAGGCUUCCCACAUUCAUAUGUACCAACAGCGCUCUCCCUCUCUAUCUCUCAUUACCGAUCCGCCAUCCUCGCCGUCUUCUCGCGCUCCGUCUCCUGCUGGCUCUGGGACUCUGUAGACGACUCGACUCGACCCGAUCUUCCUCUCUAUCCUGCCCGUCCCCCCACCUCUACCUCCAUCUCCGCCUCAGCUACCUACC